Messenger RNA from Saccharomyces kudriavzevii IFO 1802, 1713 nucleotides. RefSeq names its product Bop2p (gene BOP2). The transcript has a single exon. The coding region runs from base 1 to 1713 and encodes 570 amino acids. NCBI's taxonomy places the organism in Eukaryota, Fungi, Ascomycota, Saccharomycetes, Saccharomycetales, Saccharomycetaceae. The record is from RefSeq and is a predicted model, not a curated record.
AUGGUCGCUGUUUUAUCGUAUUUGCCCACCGAACUUGUCGAAAGGAUUUUUGAGUUCACUGUGGCGGAAACAAACUCCCAAGACUGGCUGCACAAUCUGGUGACCUUGAUUGACUUUGCUGUCUCCUCGAAGGGUGGAGGCGCUAUAAUAGAAAAAUUUCUGACGAAUUACGUCAGGAAGAAUCUGGUGGUUUUGGAUCUCACUUGCGAGACUACACGAAACUCAAUUUUGCAGUUGAAGUAUCGGUUCCUUAGAAGACUGUUACUGUACAUUGACAUGGACACACAGUACAUAAGGCCUGCUGAUUUGGAUGCCAAAGUUAGCGAGACUCAAAAUUCAGAGAUUGAGAAACUCAUAGUUGUAUUUGAUGAAUCUUCCGAUCUGACAUGUAUCGACACAUUUUUUCCGUUGGCCAGCUCUACUUUGAAAAUAAUCGAGUUCGUAUUCUGUGUCCAUGAUUCAAACAGCUCCUUUUAUCCGCCCUUGGAAAGAUUGCAUGCUGCGAAUAUCGUGUCGGAAGUUGAUAUCAACACAUUAUACUUGGAUUUUCUGGAUUCGAAUAUCUAUUCAGGCCAGAAUUUCUUUGGAAUUCUUGAUCCUAACGUUUUCCAACUGAUAAAUAAGGAUUACCGAAAUUUCUUUUCCAAGACUAACCAAGAGGGGAACAGAAGACCCCCUAUUUGUAAGAAGGUUUGUUUCCCGUUCGUGGAGAAGUUGAAUUUGGAUUACAUGGCCCUCGAUUCAUUCUUUAAUUCGAUACUGCGUAAGCUAACUACGAGGAUAAGAAAAUUCGAAAGAAACAACGGGUUUGACGUGAAUAAAAAUUUGAAUUUGAAUUCUACAACGACAGUGCCAACUCUAAUUAUCAAGUCGAUCUUGCAACAUUUUUUCAACAAUUUCCGCAUCAAUUUCCCCAAUUUGAUUACUUUGAAUUUUAUCAAGACAUCCACUUACCCAAACAGUAGUAAGGUAACCCAGUGUUGCAACUUUAUAGAUUUAUCAUCAUACGUGCUGAACAAGUGCUUAAGCGAAAAUAUCUCGAUAAAUUUUCUUUUCCAACUGCAUUCUUUGAAAAAUUGGAAAGUACCCAAGAUUAAAGAAUUCACUGGACACAAGUUCAAGUAUGACGAAACAACGUUAUCAGGUUCACCGGAAAGAUAUAUUAAAUCAUUGAGGGGGAACAUCAAAAUUUUGCAAGAAAUGGCAAUCAACGAAACCAAUGAUGGUGCUUGCUACUUUAGAGUGAAGUUGAUACCUGAAGGGGUGGAAAAAACUCAAAUAAUCAAUUGGAUCCCUUACACUUCUUCAUUCAACGACGACACCGCCCGACAAGGCCAUCAUCUGAAAAGGCCAAUGAUUUGCUUGAAAAAUAAUUCGUUAAAAUCGCUUACCAUCAAGACCAUACGUAUCGAAAAAUGUUCCCCCAUUCGAAUCCAGGGAUUUUAUUUGCCGAAUCUAAAGGAAUUGUUCAUAAACAAUUCCAUUUGCGAAACCACUCAAGAGCAAAAACAGGCCAUAAAUGAUAUGAGCUGCAUAGAGUUCACAUCAUGGAACGAAUUACCACAAUGCGAGAAACUAACUUUUGCCCAAAUGGAGAAUGACUCAAAUUACGUCCUUAACAUCGGUAACCUUCGGGACCACCUACCAAAUUUAAGCUUCCGGGAGAGUUUCCCCACUUUCUUCGAUGAAAGACAGAAGUUUGUCGUAGUGUGA